AAGUAUACAAUAUUUGAUUUUACCAUUUAAUAAUUUAUUUUUCACUGUUUAAAUAUUUACAGCAAUUUAUAAUCAUUAUCUCUAUAAAUCAAAACAGAAAGUUAGAUUAGAAUUCAAGUGUUAAUAAUUAUUACUGUUAAGAUUAAUGAGAUCGUAUUUUUUUCACAUGAUUGUUUUUUAAAUGUAUACAAAAAAAAAUUCUUUUAUGAUUUUUUGAAAGACACACAGGCUUGGAAUCUAAAUUCAAUGCCUGCAGAAUUAAUUAAUAGUCAAAUUUUUUUCUAGUUCCCUUCAUUCCAUUGACGAACAUUAUCCCUGAUCAAAGCAUUUUAAAAACUUUUUCUACAUUAUUUAAUAUUAAAAUUUUCCUAAGCAAAGAUUUCUUUGCUUUGUGUUUACUGUUAAAAUUAAAUUUGAAAUUAUAUUAAAUCUUUAUAUAUAAUUAUUCUAUUUAUACUAAUAAUUAAGUUACACUUGUUCAAAUAUCUUUUUACUGACGAAGGUAAAUAAGUAAAUUUUCACCCAAAGAAUAAUUUAUCUUACUCUUGAAUUAAAUUUAUUCAAAUAAGGAAUUAUUAAUUUUUAUCAAUGUAUAAAUAGAACAACCAGUUAAAAAAAAAAUUCCAGUAUAGUUUUUGUAUAAUUAAAUUUCACUUACAAUUAGCUUAUUGCUUUUUACCAAAAAGAAAGACAGGAAAAUAACUUUAAUUAUUAAAAUAUCCAUAACUAUGCAGCUGCUUCAGAUUUUUGGAAUUACAAUAUUUUCUUAUUUGAUAGUUAGUGUUCAGCUUAAUGAAUUCACAAAACUUCGAACACAUCUGAAUAUGACAAAAAGUGAAUUUCAUGUUAAAUGCAAUGCUAAAAAUAAAGAUAUACUUAUAGAAUUAAAAAAUCAUUUUAAUAAUUUUAAAGAGACUCUUUAUGAACAUACAAGAGCUGCUAAAAUGGAAAUAAUAAAAGAUAAAGUAAAUUAUGGUGAUGACGAUUUGCCAGAAAAUGUAAUUCAGACACAUUGUUUUCAAAAUCAAAACAUAACCGAGGAGUUGGAAAAUAUGUUCAAUCUAGCACAAACGUGUUUAGAACCAGAAGAGUGUUUUAAUGAUUUAGAAAAGAAAAAUUAUCUUAGAAUGAUGACAGAGUCAACUUGUAGUUUCAUGACUUUUGCAAGUGUAUUUCCAUGCAGAAUUGGUGAAAAUAAUGAAACAGUCAGUUACGAGGCUCCAAUUGAAAAUUGUUUGAAAAGAUAUUUUAGAGUCCACAGUGGAAAUUAUGGAGAACCAUCAUUUUUUUCGCUACCAUUUGCCAAAUCAUAAUUUUUAGUAUUUUAAUAAAUUUAUAUUUUUGUAAAUAAAAAAAUCUUUAAUUUAUAUAA
Messenger RNA from Leptopilina boulardi, 1372 nucleotides. RefSeq lists its product as uncharacterized. The coding region runs from base 729 to 1313 and encodes 194 amino acids. The transcript is spliced from 3 exons. NCBI's taxonomy places the organism in Eukaryota, Metazoa, Arthropoda, Insecta, Hymenoptera, Figitidae. The record is from RefSeq and is a predicted model, not a curated record.